Humulus lupulus (European hop) is the source of this 789-nucleotide messenger RNA. RefSeq names its product proteasome subunit alpha type-7-like. The record is from RefSeq and is a predicted model, not a curated record. Gene Ontology annotation, cellular component: nucleus; proteasome core complex, alpha-subunit complex; proteasome core complex. The transcript is spliced from 5 exons. Lineage: Eukaryota; Viridiplantae; Streptophyta; Magnoliopsida; Rosales; Cannabaceae. Bases 52 to 789 code for a protein of 245 amino acids.
UCUCUCUCUCUCGCAGGGCCGAAGGAUGAAUGGAAGGGUACAGGGGCUUCUAUGUCUCAGCGAUGGGCUUCGGGCAGGGACUAUUUGCCUUCCCUUCGUGUUCUUUCUCAGUCUCAGCGAUGGAAUGGUAUCUCUCUCUCUACUUGCAAUUACAGAGACGAUGUGUGGGAUUUGAGCACGCGAUGGGGCUUAAAAAAAAGUCCACUGCUAAACUUCAGAACGGUGAGGAAGAUUGUGAAUUUGGAUGAUCACAUUGCAUUGGCCUGUGCUGGGCUCAAAGCUGAUGCUCGUGCCUUGAUAAACAAGGUGAGAAUUGAAUGUCAAAGCCACCAACUUACGGUUGAGGAUCCAGUAACUGUUGAGUAUAUUACUCGCUACAUUGCUGGUCUUCAACAGAAGUAUACACAAAGUGGUGGUGUUAGACCGUUUGGGCUUUCAACUUUGAUUAUUGGCUUUGACCCAUACACAGGUGCACCGGCACUAUAUCAGAUAGAUCCUUUUGGGACAUUUUCAGCCUGGAAAGAAAAUGCCACUGAAAGAAACUCUAACUCAUUACGUGAGUUUCUUGAGAAAAACUACAAGGAGACAGCUGGGCAAGAAACCGUCAAGCUCGCCAUUCGUGCUUUGCUUGAGGGGAAUCAGCAACGAAGAGAAAGUACAUCUGAGGCAAAAAUUGGUAUCCCAUUUAAGAGAAGAAAACUAUCAAGUACAACUCUCAUGUUGGCUAUGCUCAUCUCAAAAAUUGCUCGAAUUGAUUAUCCAGUAGAAUGGAAAGGUUAUGGGUUGUAG